Molecule: messenger RNA, 804 nt
Organism: Selaginella moellendorffii
Lineage: Eukaryota; Viridiplantae; Streptophyta; Lycopodiopsida; Selaginellales; Selaginellaceae
Product: peptidyl-prolyl cis-trans isomerase FKBP19, chloroplastic
Exons: 10
Coding region: 92-802 (236 amino acids)
Cellular component (GO): thylakoid; chloroplast
Molecular function (GO): peptidyl-prolyl cis-trans isomerase activity
Source: RefSeq, a predicted model, not a curated record
ACGAAUGGAUAACUGGAAAGUGGGAUUGAGAGCUUGCAGGUAAGCCGAAUGCUUGCUUACGUGGUGCUCGCUUAGGUCGGGAUAAAGAGAUAUGGCGCUGAUGCUUUACGCUUCUACUUCUUCCGCCUUCAAGAAUCUCUCGCAACAGGACAAUUGUGCUAAACAAGCGGACGUUGCGAGCCGGACGAAGAUGUGCCUUCAAAUGCUCCCAGAAGAGAAGACUUGUGUAAGGCAUCGCCGGGAAUUUAUAGCCGGAUUUUUUGUGCCUAUGCUACUGGGAGUUGGAGCUGCUGACGCAGAAUUUGCAGAUAUGCCCGCUCUAAGAGGAAAGGACUACGGGAAGACGAAGAUGCGCUAUCCGGAUUUCAAAGAAACUUCAUCCGGUCUGCAGUUUAAGGAUCUAAAGAUGGGAACAGGUCCCAUUCCAAAGCCUGGUGAAACUGUAGUGGUGGACUGGGCUGGCUACACGAUUGGUUACUACGGUCGCAUUUUCGAAGCACGGAACAAAGCCAAGGGAGGAUCUUUUGAGGGAAACGAGAAAGAGCUCUUUCGAUUCAAAGUCGGAAGGAGCGAGGUAAUCCCCGCGUUUGAAGAGGCUGUAGCAUCCAUGUCCGUGGGUGGAGUGAGAAGGAUAAUCGUCCCACCGGAGCUGGGGUAUCCCGAGAACGAUUACAACAAGAAGGAACCCAAGCCAACCACAUUCUCUGGACAAAGGGCGCUGGAUUUCGUGCUCAAGAACCAGGGACUCAUAGACAAGACACUUUUGUUUGAUAUCGAGCUCUUAAAAUUCGUUCCUUCUUAGUA